UGCAUUCAGGUAUAUAAAUCCAAAAAGCGCGAACGCUUUGCUUGAGUGCGCUCGCUCGAGUGCUGGUGCUGACAUCUAAAAACUCCAGCAAAAUUUUCAAACAAAAUCUUCGAGAAAAACAAGCAACUCGCGUGUGUUCACUAAUCUCCGUGAUCUCAGUAACAAUUCAAAGCUUUAAAAUGACGCCUCCGUAAAAUAUCUCAGAUUUUAAACGUUAAUUUUAAAAUUUAAUAGUAUUUAAAAUAAUAGUGAUAUUUGGAACGAUAAACAGUGUAUUUAAUUAUCUAUUUCGGUUUGAAAUUUGAGUAUUAACUAUACACUUUGAGUGUAGUUGUGAACAUGAUCUGGAAUAUGUUUCAAAAUAUACGUUACAUGCAGUAUGUCACCGUUUGCAUCGCAACCAUGACCAUUACUUCCGUUUCGAUGUACGGCGCGUGGCCGUCGCCAACACUGCCGAUUUUGCAAGGGAAUGAUUCACCCAUUGGGAGGCCAUUAACCGAUGAAGAAGGAUCCUGGUUAGCGUCGGUUGUGUCACUUGCAACGCCGCCAUCUUGUCUUGCCGUUGCGUGGACCAUUCAGAAAUUAGGUCGUAAAGGAUCUCUAAUGGCGUCUUCAGUACUCAUGUUAAUCCCGUGGAUUAUUAUCAUCUUUGCACAGUCACCGAUUGUAAUUUGUGCGGCGAGGGUAAUCGGUGGGCUUGGUUUUGGCUGUGCAUAUUCAGCGACUACGAUGUACUCCGGCGAGGUGGCUGAUGUUGACCUACGAGGAAAACUUGGGAUUAUCACCUCGAUAAUGAAACUUCUUGGAUCUUUUAUUGUGCUUGCCGUGGGACCGUUUAUUUCUUACACUGCCUUGUCCCUUGUGUGUAUGGUGGUACCCUUGCUUUCUCUGGUACUGAUUUCAUUCAUGCCAGAAUCUCCUUAUCAUUUAGUCGCUGAGGGGAAAACAGAAGAAGCAAGGGAUGUUUUGGUCACACUGGCGACAUUAAACGCAACACCGGAAUAUAUUGAUAAAAAGUUGUUGGAAAUUGAAGAUACAGUGGAGAAUGAUAUGCAGAAUCAGUGCACGUUUAGAGAAUUCAUCAGUAAUGAAGAAUACCGCCAGGCAUUUAUCAUCUCGAUAGGAAUCAAGAGUUUGAAUCAAUUCAGUGGGGUUUCCGCUAUUGAUAGUUACAUGCAACAAAUUGUCGCAAGCAGUGGAAGUAGUAUAUCACCAGAAUAUUCCAGUAUUAUUUUUGGGGCUGUUCAGAUUCCUGCUGCAUUCGUGGCAAUUUUCCUCGUGGACAAAGUCGGCAGGAAACCCCUGUUGAUUGUUUCCGCCUUGGGUUGUGCAGCAGCAUAUGCCGGAGAAGCCGCGUAUUUUUAUCUGCAAAACGAAGCCGGGUCAAACGUGGAUGCGAUAUCAUGGCUGCCAACGACCGGAAUCGUCGUGUUCCUCGUGAUGAACAACAUUGGCGUGACGACAGUACCAGUGGUCGUCCUCAGUGAGAUCUUCCCCACCAACAUCAAGAGCAUUGCUAUCGCAGUGAACACGUUCUACGGCAGCACGCUCAGUUUUCUAGUAUCAAAAUUCUUCAAGCCGAUGAGCAACGCAAUGGGAAUGCAUUACACAUUUCUGCUGUACAUGAUUUGUUGUGUGCUGGGUGUUUUCUUUGUGAUCUUCUGUGUGCCGGAGACGAAAGGCAAGACGUUCACCGAGAUUCAACUGCGACUCAACAAGAAGUACAUCAAGAGGAGGCACAAGAAGAUGCGGAAGGCGCAUUUGAAACAGGCAAGAGAAAUGGGUAUCGAGAGUAGUUAUCCUGAUUUUAUGAAAAGUACGGGUGCUAUGACGUUGGGGGUGGUGUGAUAAUCAUUUUUAUGUAUUUAUAUUCAAAUAUAUUUAUUUCUUUUCUACGUCACAAGUCGCAACUUGAAACACGUGUUGUGUUGCAUGGAAUUUUUGUUGUUUACACUAACUGCAACAAUCGCCUGCGUUGAUUUUGUCAACAUCAAGAUGGAAUGACUUGGUUUAUAGAAUGCAUGUAUAUUUAUAGCAUUAAUCAUCUAUUGUGUCGGGGAACAAGUAGUAACACGUGAAAACAUAACAAUUCGCGAAUAACUCAACACCGAUUGUUGCAAUUGUUGAUUCCAAUGUGGUGGGAAACAAAGAACAACUCAUCAUCACAUCAUUGUAGAUAUCAUUGUUACAUUUAUUUAUUGAUUCAAAUUCAUAUUCAUUGUCGUCAAAUCAACACAAAGAAUUUUGUUUUGUUCUUUCGUUCAACGCUGAAUAAUAAAACGAUGGUUUUCAUUCGCUAUAUAAAUUGAACCUGACAUUUUUUUCACUCUUUUGCUCAACUACAAUGCGGUACGAAAUGUUCGAAAAUAUACGCGAGAAUACAUUGAGA
Molecule: messenger RNA, 2389 nt
Organism: Dalotia coriaria
Lineage: Eukaryota; Metazoa; Arthropoda; Insecta; Coleoptera; Staphylinidae
Product: facilitated trehalose transporter Tret1-like
Exons: 4
Coding region: 340-1848 (502 amino acids)
Biological process (GO): transmembrane transport
Cellular component (GO): membrane
Molecular function (GO): transmembrane transporter activity
Source: RefSeq, a predicted model, not a curated record